Dromaius novaehollandiae (emu) is the source of this 4343-nucleotide messenger RNA. RefSeq lists its product as uncharacterized. Bases 71 to 2452 code for a protein of 793 amino acids. The record is from RefSeq and is a predicted model, not a curated record. The transcript has 7 exons. NCBI's taxonomy places the organism in Eukaryota, Metazoa, Chordata, Aves, Casuariiformes, Dromaiidae.
CGCGGGGCUCGGCGCUCCCGGCACGGCGCUCCCGGCUCUCCCGGCGCGGCCCGGCGCAGCGCCCCGCGCCAUGGCGCGGAGCUUCCCCCGCGCGGGGCUCGUGCUGGCGGCGGCGGCGGCGAUGCUCUGCCUCGGCGGGGCGGGCGGCAAGGUGUACUAUUCCUGUGGUGCGGUGGUGGAAUCGAUGGAAAGAGGUCUGAUUUUAUCACCAGGUUUUCCAAACAACUACUACCCAGGGACACACUGUGUUUGGCAAUUUUUCAUUCCUAUGAGAACCCAUCUUAUAUUGGAAAUUUUUGACUUUGACAUUUUUGAGAGCACUAGUGAAACUCCAACCCCUUGGGAUGGCUUUUCAGCUCCUGCUAAAACAAGAGAUAAGGACAUGCCUCCUCCUGAGGAAAACUUGGAUUUUGCUCUCCCUGCUACAAAAUCCUCUCUCCAGACCUGGAUGUCAAAGGUGGCUCAGAAUCUGAGCAGCACAGGAGAUCAAUCAAAGGACCUUGUUAGUCACCUGGAUGACCUUCGAGGAGCCACCUCAAAAAAAGAUGAAGCCAAACAAGUAUCUGAAGAAAACCAGUCUAAACAGCUGAAGGACCCCAAAGCAAUUACCAAGGCUCAGCAAGAGGAACUGCCAUUCCCUCUAGCUGGUAGUACCGCGAUGCACAGGCAAAAUAUCAGUGGCCUAAGAACAGAAGAUUUGAAAGGGAAAAUCUUGCUUGCUCAUCUUGCUGGUAGUGAGCAAGAUGAAGUUACUGGAGAGAGCUGGACUCUUCCCACAACAGUACUGCCACUGGAAGUCUCCUCCACCCCACAGUCAGCAGUGGACAUCUGUCCCCAUGAUGUUUUGUAUGUUUCUGAUCUCAUCACAUUUUCCUCUCGCUUUUGUGGACCAAAUACACCUUUAAACAAGCCCAUGGUCUUCGGUUCCUCUCUGGAAAUGGUUGAGGUUAUCAUGGAACUAAUCACCACCACGGACCGGGGACGAGGCUUUGCAAUGCUCUUUGAGUACAGGAACAUCACCGAACCUGAUACUGUAGAUGCUGUGAGGCAGGAGAGACAGGAAAACAUGAUGAUGCUGGCAAUUAUUACAGGGAUUGUCUUCUUUGCACUUGCUUUGCUCUCUGCCCUCUGCAUAGCUUGCAGGCAGAAAAUGUGCCCCAAAAGGAGCUCGUCCAACGCAUGCAGUGACCAGGAGAAUGGGAUCCAGAACUCUGCUGUCGAUAUCAAUGAGCUCCAGCUUGUGGUGCCAAGUCGGGAGAAUGAAAACAACAAUCACUCUGUCAGCCGGGAGCAAGCGGUCACUUCUUGCAGAGGCAGCACAGAACAGUCUCCUCAGGAUACUGAUCCUGACAUGCCCUCCUCCACAUCUGCAGUGACCACCGAGACUGGGAGCGAUGAAGUGUUUGUUAUUUCUGCUGGACCUGGGGCCAGUGGGCUGAGCUUUACCACUUACAGAAUACAGGACAAAAACCUAAAAAGAAGCGUCACAAGCCCAGCCUCUGUGUCUGACUGGCUGACUUCUAAUCACACAGCUACAGGAGCAGACACUGUUGAGAAGGGGAAUGUCCAGAUGGAAAAUCAUUACCCCAGACAACGAACAUGGAGUGCCCGGACUUUCCAUGAUUUUCUGGCUCCAAUACCACAGCUCCAGAAAAAAUGGUGUAGUUGGACUACUAAUAGUCCCUUCACAAAGCUGGUCGACAACAGUGGUUUUCCUACAGCUGCAAAAACCCAGGGUGUUUCUACCAGAAAGGUAAUUUCAGCCAUGGAGAUAGAGGGAGCUUUAGAGACGGUUUACUCUGAUUCAUCUGCCAGUAAUGCCUCAUAUCCCCUCACUCUCUCUGCACAAAGGCAGCGAAAGCUGAGCUCCUGCAACUUGAAGAAAUCCAGGUUUGGGAAUCCUUGCUUUGGAUUUUUAACCAGUUCCCCUGACAGCAGACAUGUGAGGUCCUUGGACCCUUCAAGACACGUAGGGGCAGUAUCUCCAGUUAACAGUCAAAGCCCCAAAAAUCUUCUAGAAGGCUCCAACCCCCUGAAAAUCAACUUAGUCAAUGGUUCAAAAACAAAGGAGUUUGCGGUAGAAACAGAAAAAAACAAACCAGUUUUUGUUAUUUCUGAAGAAGGGGAUGAUCAGCAGCCUCUGGUCCUAGCAGAACAUCUUAGUCAAUGCGGAGAUCAUCUGUCUGAGCAAAAUACUACAUACGCUCCAGCGAGAGCUGUGCUGGACAAACAGCCAGUGGUUCUGACUGCUGAGAGCAACAGUUCUUCCAGCUUCAUGUCAGAUCUUCCCCUUUGGGCUAAAUCCCCUGGUUUAAACAAAGGUCAUCUGAAGGCCUCUAGCUCUUCCCGGGACCAGCAGAGCUUGCCAGCUGUAGACGCUAACACUGCUGAGACCUCACCAAACUUUGAUACCUUAGCUGCUCCUACACUAUGUCCAGCUUCGGUCCAGUGAUGUCCUCAGAAAGACUAGAACAUCAGUUCACAAAACAGAGGCAACAGGCAUAUGACUGGCGUGGAGCUGUGUCGAGUAGCUGACAGCAGCAGCUCUAGAUGGAUGCAACUUUGGGCUUUGCCACCCACCAACAGAUUGGGAAUAGGAGUAUACAUAACAUAGCACAGCACAAACACCAUCUUCCCUUAUGCUCAUUAACCUCAAAUCUGUUCUUAUGCAUGGAGUUUAGAUGUGGUUUAUACAAGAAAGCAUCCUGUGAAAAGGUAUUUCAUAUUGCAGAACAUCUUUUCCGGAAUGAGAAAUGUAAGUGAUUUGAGAUGGUUACUUCAUGGCUUAUAUCUGAAAUGUAAAUCAGUCCCCUGUCACUGUGGCAUCACUUGAGUCUUUCUGUUCAAAGCUAUGAGUUAAAUUCUAUUCGUAGGGAGUGCCUGUACAAUUCAAACCUGGCCUAGCCAAAGGUAGAAUUCAAUCAUGCAUGUUGGUGUACAAUUUUGUAGACUUAAUUUUAAACAGUUCAUAAUUUCUGCACUCUAGCACAAAGUUUACCAAGCAUCAGCAUCUCUAAUAUUAAAGACCAUGAUUAUCUCAUAUUCUAACUCUUUAGAAAAGUGUACAGACAAGCUAAGCAAUCCCAAUACUGAAUGUUAGUUAUACUAUGAAAGUCUGACAGUAUUAUCUUUGUUAGAUGUACAUAGGCUUAAAACGCCUCUGUCCACUACAUGUUUUUUUUACUCUUUAUGGCAACAGGAGCAUGUGUGCAUAACACUGAAAUACUCACUAGGAAUCAUCUUCAGCAUUCAACACUUUGAUAAUUGCAGCUGCUCUGAUACUCUAUCAGCCAGCUAUUUAUUGCUGGUAACGCACAUUGACUAGUGAACUAUUUCCCUUCCUUUAGCAGACAAGACUUAAAAGGCAAAAUUAAGUGGGGCAAACGUGAAUGCUCACUCUCUUUAAAAAUGAGCUACUAAGUAGCUGUGCCACCCUGAUUACAAAUCCAGGGCAUUCAAUGCAAGACUGAACCAAAGGGAAGCCUGCUAGUCUUACUGCCUCUAACAACUCAAUCAGUAUUUUAACUGCCUCCUGGUGAUAUUCUCCUGUCUCUGUGAGCAAUGCCUGCACACUCAACCCAGGACUUAGAAUUAUUUUGCUUUCUUAAAGGAAAACGACUCCCUAUGGAGCUGUACUAUUGCAGCUGACAUAGGAUAUUGUUUUAAAGGAAUAGUAUGUCAUGAAACAGGUGUCAGAAAGAAAUCUUUCAUACAAAUCUUCCCCUAUAUUAGCUACACUAUGAAUCAAGAGAGUUAUCUUAAUCCUUCCAUGCGGAGGCAUUUAAGUCCGAUUCCUGAAAUAUUUAACUGAAUUAUUUAUGAUUUCACCUGCUAUUACAGCUUCCAUCUGCCACCUAUUAGAGUCUGAAAUAUGCAACACAUGAUCGUAGGCUUUGCCUAACAAUUUUUGUGUUUUUGUGUUGAUGUAGGCAUAGAAGCCUUGCAUCUGGUAGCAGUGGAAGCAAAAACAUAGAUGCCUUUUAGCGGUUGACUCAAAAACAAACAGUAGACACAUGUCUCAGCAUUUAUUGUGCUUAGUAGAUUUCUGAAGCACAAAAGUCCAGCUCCAAGUUGUUGUUGUAAUGUUAUAUGAUUCAAAGGGAAGAGUUAAUAUAUUUAUGAUUAUAAAAUAUAUCUAGAAAUCUGCUGUACUCUAAUAACAACUUCCACUGUGUUAAAUUCAUACAUAUUGUAAAGCAGAGUCAAUGCUAUCUUAUUACUUUUCUAAAGAUCGCAGUACUAAAUCUACUUUUGAAAAGCAUUUGUGUUCAGUUAUUGACAAUAGCUACCUUUGAAGGGCUAGGAAAAUGUCCUUUUUCAAUAAAAGUGUGUUUAACUAUUCA